UCUUCAAAAAUCUCUUCCAGUGUCACACUCUCUCUAGAACCUUCCUUCUCUCAUCCCUUAAAUUCCUUAUUCCCUAAGCCCCAAGUAAACCCUUGGUUUAUUCACACUUCGUCAUUCACCGAACUCUUUCUCUCAGAUACUUAUACUCACACUGCAUAGCAGAGAGAUUAAGCUUCCAUUUAAGGAAAAUGAAGGGAGGGAUAGUGAAAGAGGAAGAAACAAUCGCAUUUGCAGCUGCUGCUGUUGCUGCUGCUUCUUCAUCUUCAUCCUCAACUUCCAACCUCUCCCCGCAACCAAGGGAAGGGUUGCACGACGUGGGUCCCCCUCCGUUUCUCACCAAAACCUUCGACGUGGUGGAAGACCCUUCCACCAACGACAUCGUUUCGUGGAGCAGAGCACGCAACAGUUUCGUCGUUUGGGACUCUCACAAGUUCUCCACCACCAUCUUGCCUCGUUACUUCAAGCACAACAAUUUCUCCAGCUUCGUCCGACAACUCAACACCUAUGGUUUUAGAAAAGUUGAUCCUGACAAAUGGGAAUUUGCGAACGAAGGGUUUCUGGCGGGACAGAAGCACUUGUUGAAGACGAUCAAGAGAAGGAGGCACGUGACACAGACGCAGUCACACGAGGGAGGAAGCGGAGCUUGCGUUGAAUUGGGGGAGUUUGGAUUGGAAGGUGAGAUUGAGAGGUUGAGGAGAGACAGGACAGUUUUGAUGGCUGAAAUUGUGAGGUUGAGGCAGCAACAGCACAAUUCAAGGGAGCAAUUGUUGUCCAUGGAGAGCAGAUUGCAGGUCAGCGAGAAGAAACAUCAGCAGAUGAUGACUUUUCUUGCUAAGGCACUCAACAAUCAGACUUUUAUUCAGCAGUUCCUUCACAGGAACGCUCAGAAGAUAGAGUUGCAAGGUGCUAGAAGAAAGAGGAGACUAGCUGCUUCCCCAAGCGUGGAGAAUUUGCAGCAAGAUCCUGUGAUUGAUGCGGCAUUGCCAGUUGAAGAGGAAUCCACUAAUAUUGAGUCUCUUCUCUCAGCUGUUUAUGACGAUGAUCCAUUAGAAUCAAGCUCUGAACUAGAAGACCCGGCGAUGUUAGGUUCAGUUCCUACAACCGGUGGUGGGAGUGAUUUGGGGGUUGUAAGUGAUGCAAUCUGGGAGGACUUACUGAACCAAGACUUGGUUGCUACGAACCAUGAGGAGGAAGUUGUAAUUGGUGAUUUUUCACAAGUUGAUGUUCCUGUGGAGGAUUUGGUUGCUGAUCCUGAUGAGUGGAGUGAGGAUUUGCAGAACCUUGUGGAUCAUAUGGGUUAUCUUGCGUCCAAACCCUAGUGGACUCUGACAAUUUUUAUCAUCUAGAACCGUUGUGCAGGGAAAGGUGGUUGCUGCAGAAGAGGUCCCCAGAUAUUGCUCUUUAUCUGCUGUAUCCUUUGUAAAACAGACAUGUGUUUUGUGAAUAGCUGAGUAUUCCUUGUACCAGUAAUGAUGAUGCUGUUUGUACUAUGUUGUUGCCCCCUUUGGAUAACUACAUUGUACGUUUAUUUUUUUUUUGCAGGGUAGGUUAAUGUUGAAGUGGCCUAUUGCUUGGAAAAGAAGUAGUAAUAAUCUAACGGUAAAUUGAUGAAUUGUGAAACUUUCAGUGUGGAGAGACUGUGAAGUAAGAUCGUUGACUGAUUCCAAAGAAGAAUAUCAUUAACAAUCCCCUUUACUCAUCCGCCAUCUCACCUUGUCCAUUGGUGUACACUGAGAAAGGGAAAUACACAUUCUUCCUGUUUUAUCUUUUA
Messenger RNA from Vigna unguiculata (cowpea), 1771 nucleotides. RefSeq names its product heat shock factor protein HSF30-like. Lineage: Eukaryota; Viridiplantae; Streptophyta; Magnoliopsida; Fabales; Fabaceae. Gene Ontology annotation, biological process: cellular response to heat; regulation of transcription by RNA polymerase II. Gene Ontology annotation, molecular function: RNA polymerase II cis-regulatory region sequence-specific DNA binding; DNA-binding transcription factor activity. Gene Ontology annotation, cellular component: nucleus. The record is from RefSeq and is a predicted model, not a curated record.